AUGAGUGGGAAAUUCGUUCGUGCAUCUAAAUAUAGACAUGUAUUUGGACAAGCUGCCAAGAGGGAGCUUCAAUAUGAAAACAUCAAAGUUACCAACAAUGCAUGGGACUCUAACAUUUUGAAGACUAAUGGUAAAUAUAUAUCGGUCAACUGGAACGCAUCAGGUGGUGGUGCGUUUGCUGUUAUCCCAGUAGGAGAAGUCGGCAAAUCUCCAGACCAAGUGCCACUAUUCAGAGGUCAUACCGCUCAAGUACUAGAUACAGAUUUCGAUCCAUUCCACCCACAAAGAAUUGUGUCUUGUUCAGAUGAUGCUAAGAUCUGUGUCUGGGAGAUCCCAGAGGAUUAUUCUUUCCAUAAAUACGUUGACGAAAAUGGCGAUCCAAAGGAUAUUAAACCAGUAAAGAUCUUAAGCGGACAUUCCAGAAAAGUUGGUCAUGUCUUAUUUCAUCCUGUUGCUGAAAAUAUUUUGGUUUCUUCUUCCUUGGAUUACACUGUUAGAUUAUGGAAUAUCGAAACAGGGGAAAAUGUUAUUACUCUAAAACAUCCAGAUAUGGUUACCUCUAUGUCCUUCUCCUAUAAUGGUGAACAUUUAGCCACUAUUUCUCGUGAUAAGAAACUAAGGGUUUGGAAUAUCAAGAAACAAGAAAUCAUCAGUGAGGGAGCAGCUCAUACUGGUGCUAAGAAUCAAAGAGUUGUUUGGUUGGGUAAUUCUGAUAGAUUAGCGACAACCGGUUUCUCAAAACUAAGUGAUCGUCAAAUUGGUAUUUGGGAUGCAUUUAAUUUAGAGAAAGGUGAUCUUGGAGGCUUUUACAAUAUUGAUCAAUCUUCUGGUAUUUUAAUGCCAUUCUUUGAUGAUAGUAAUAAGAUCUUAUAUCUUGCUGGUAAAGGUGAUGGUAAUAUCAGAUAUUAUGAAUUCCAAAAUGAUGAAUUGUUUGAAUUAUCCGAAUUUCAAUCGACCGAACCUCAAAGAGGGUUUGCAAUGAUUCCAAAAAGGUUAGUAAAUGUUAAAGAAAACGAAGUUUUUGGUUGUUUCAAAACUGUAGUCGAUCAACGUAUUGAAUAUGUUUCAUUCCGCGUUCCAAGAAGAGCAGAAGAAUUCCAAGAUGAUAUUUAUCCUGAUGCCCCAUCAGACAAACCAGCUUUAUCUGCUGAAGAAUGGCUAUCUGGUAAAGAAGUUGAUGGUCCAAUAUUAGUUAGUAUGAGAGCAGCUUAUGAUGAUUCUACCCCAAUUUUCCAUCCAGCAGAAAAACAAUCUACUCCAGAACCAACUACUCCUACCCCUGUAACUAAAGAACAAUCACCUAUAGUCACUGAGAAAGAAGUGGUAAAGGAAGAACCAAAAAAGGAAACUGUUGUACCCAAGGCCAGUUCUCCUGCCCCAAAGACUGGUGGUUCCUUAGAUGAUUUAAAAGAAGAUGAUUCUGUCAGUAAAUUGUUAAAGAAAUCAUCUGAUUUAGAUACUAUAAACGAUGCCGAAGAUCCAUCAAAAGCUGAAUCUACUUGGGAUGAUGAAGAUGACAAACCGACCGUUAUCAAGACUCCAUCACCAUCAUCAUCACCUAAAGUUCAAACCCCUGAACAAAAGAUUGAAAAACCAGUCGUCAAGACAGAAAUUAAAAAAUCUGAAGAAAACCCUGUUAAGAAGGAAACUAAAGAGGAGACUAAACAAGCCGAGACUACUUCUGAACCAACAAAAUCUUCUUCAACAGCCACAGCUGGUCCUAAAUCAUUAGGUCUAAAACAAUCCGUAGAGAAGUUAUCUUCUUUGGUUUUACAUCUAGAAGAUGUAAUUAAACAUCUAGCAGAGGCCAAUCUUCAAAAGGACGAACGUUUAAAGGCAGUUGAAAAGAAGUUAGAAGAACUUGUUCACAAGAAUUAA
Molecule: messenger RNA, 1878 nt
Organism: Maudiozyma saulgeensis
Lineage: Eukaryota; Fungi; Ascomycota; Saccharomycetes; Saccharomycetales; Saccharomycetaceae
Source: the annotation of a GenBank genome assembly